GUUGUUUUUUAACUGGUUGUGCUAUUUUCUCAGGAUUUCUUGGCUGCCUCGUACUUCUGGCAUCGCCACAGAUGAGUCCUAUCCUAUUGAAUAGUCGAAUCGGUGGCGAUGCUUGGGCCCUGGGUAAUUUUCAGAGAUGUCCUUUACCCAGAGAAGACAAGUCGAAAACAAAAGGUACCUACCAAGGAUUGCCUAGGAAUCUGUGGCCCUGCCCUGCUCACCCCUAUGCGUAAAGUCUAGCCCUUAGUCCUUGAGGUGACUGGGGCUGGAGAGACCGUGGAUACUCUUGCCGCUGUCUGCCUCCGGCUGAGGAUUGGUAGCAACACAUUCUCGUAUUUUGUGAAAUGUUUUGAUGCAUCAUCUUUCUAUUCCAGACUAUAUCUUUCAGACUUUUGAACAAUACUUUUUUUCAUUUACAUCUCUGCUCUGCUCUGCUCUGCGCUGCGCUGCUCCGAUUGCGAAAGCAUUCCAGUGGCAUUUCAUACGGAGGACUAGCGUCAAUCUGGACUAGCGCUCCCUCGAGCAGCGUAAGGUAGCCAGAAUGAGUUCAGGUCCUCUGGCUGGCCUUCCCAGCUAUGUCUACGCCAGAGAAGACCAAGAGACCUUCAACUAUCAAUACCCUCAAGCACAAUCGCAUGCGCCAACCACUUCGUCGUACGUGGUGAACUCCAACGGCGUAUCCCCCUACUUCGAAAGUCAAUUCCGUUCGUUGGAAUACCGGCCGGCUUCUUCCACGGUUUCUGCCGGCGCAUCAUAUGCAGCUGCAGCUGCAGCUGCGACCUCAACUCCAACCAUGCCCCAGAAACGCCCUUCUGAGGACGACAGCAGCAAUGGUUCACCAGUCAAUAGUUCACCUGCGAAGCACAUGAGAACGGAGCGUCCCGAGGAAUUUUCAAAGGCUGUCCUAAAGAAAUUAAAGGACUCGAACAGAACCGGACAGGCUUGUGACAGAUGCAAGGUACGAAAGAUCAGAUGCGAUCCCCGCGAGUCGGGAUGUGGCCCUUGCGAGCAGAAUGCAACGGAAUGCGUCACUACAGACAGGAUCACCGGGCUUGCGACCAGAAGAGGAUAUACGGAUGCACUCGAGCGACAAAAUCGGAACUCUCGACUUCGCAUUGAGGAGUUAGAACGUCAAGUAAUACAACUCGGUGGAAACAUAAAGUCUCCAAAUGGGUAUCAAAAUGCAGGUACCGGCUACGAAUAUCAGCAACCUGCUCCAACAUGGAAUGCUACGAAUUCAUACCCACCCCAGGACUUGACUGGCAGUCCUCGACAAGAGACCAACAUCUUCCGCCCACUUCCAGUCCCUACACCAGGAGCCUGCGGAUCCACGUAUCUCGGAGUAUCUGCUGGCAAUUCAAAUCUGAGUGCCAUUAAGGGAACGGCAUUGACCAUUCUUGGAAUGGAGAUCGAUAUCGCCAAUUUCGAUUCCUGGGAUAUGGAUGAGCCAAAGGAUGAGCAGUCGAAGGCAAACUUGUACAACAAAUCCUACCAAUCGUUCCUACAAACGGCAUUGAACGUCAAUCCUAAGGUGACGAACGUCGAACUCCCGGAACGUUCGCUAGGCUUCGAGUACGCCAGCUGGUAUUUUCGAGCUUUGAACCCAUACACCCCUCUUCUACACAAGAACACCCACAUGAAAAUGUUGGCUCGAUUUUACGAUGAUCCUACCUUCCGACCAACAACCGCCGAAACUGUCAUGGUGCACAUGGUAUUUGCCAUCAUGCUGUUUCAGUUCUCCGUCCGAAAUAAUGAUGACAUGCGAGUGAAGAAUGAUUACAAUGUGAAGUCAAACAUGCACUACCAUUAUUCACUCAACAAAUUCUACGAACUCUCUUGCAGCCACACCGUUCAAGAUGUGCAAGCCAUGACUUUGAUCUGUCUCCACCUGCGAAACUUUCCAAAGCCCGGUGCCAGUUGGAUUUUGACUCAAAACACAAUGUCACUCGCCAUUGAGCUUGGGCUACACCUCUCGGCAAAGCGAUGGGUUGUGGAGGCGAGACCAAAUCUUUUAGACAUCGAAAUGCGAAAGCGAACCUUCUGGGUCAUCCUUGCAAUUCAAGUCACACUCAGUGGGAAACUUGGUCGUCCAAUGAGUCUGAGGUAUGAAGAUUAUGAUGUAGAGUUCCCGGAAGUCAUGGACGACGAUUUACUUUCCGAAGACGGCCUCGACACUUCACGCCCAGGUAACUGUACACAUGAGAUUGGCUUGGUAGCUAUGCGUAUAUUGCCACUCUACAUGGAGCUUUACAGCAACAUCUAUGCAGUUCGUCGGUAUCCCGAUAGUUACAUCACAACUGUUAAAUCACUGGAAGCCAGAGUCCAAUCCUGGAGGGACAACUUACCACCACAUCUUCAACUCACCAAAGAAACAGCUGGAACCGAAAAUCGGCCUUUUGCUCUAUACGCAGAGAUGUGGUACUUGGAAUUCCGCCUCUUGCUCAGACAUCCAUCAGUGGAAAUGACGGAUGACAAAGCUUUCAAGGCAGAGGGUAUGCGAGCUUGUGACGAUUGCGCCCGUCAAAUGUUGAGCUGUGUCAUGGAAUUGCAACAGUACAACACACUCGACACAACUUGGUACAAUGCCGCUGUCUACGUUAUGGCUAUCACCACUACCUUGUUCGCAACGCAUGACAAGAAAUCAACAACGUCGGCAGAGAUUGCUGCUCUUAGAGCUGAUAUGGAUAAGUGGCUGAACAUCAUGGGGGAUGUUGGUCGUCUUCUUGGUUCUGGCGAUAGUUUGAAGGAAGCUGUGCGUGGAGUCAUUGAGGGCACUCUAGGAAUGCUUGAUAGAAGAGUCACUCCUCCAAACCCUUCCUACAUCCAGAACAGCAGUUCUCCUGCAGACUCAAAGAUGCAGCUUCAGCGAUCAGACUCUGACUCCGCCUACGGAAACAUGCCAGGCUACGCUCUCGAACAGAACGCUCCGGCGAACGGCCUCAGCACCACAGAAUUUUCUCAUGGACAGGUUCCUCACCACACAACUCCAUACCCUGCCGCGACAGUGUACUCGACAUAUGCCGAGACACCAUCCACCAUUGCUUACACACCCCACGACAAUUCGCAACCCUUCGCUAACUACCCUCCAUCCAGCAAUGAGCCACCUCUUCUCGGAGGCUUCCAAAUGGCCCCAGCUCAAACACAGCAAAACGACCAAUGGCAACGCUCGAUAUCUGGCAACCCUCCAGGUGCACAGGCCUGGCAGCAGUGGGCCCACAGCAUUGGACAAGUCGAGUCUCAAGAUCGUUACAGUGCAAGUGCUCUCAUAUCUCUUAAUGCUCGGGACAGCGCUGCGGCUGUGAACGGUGCUCAAACUGCGAUGUCGGAUAUGAAUGGUUUGCAGCCCGUCCUUGGAUUCGACCAGUCGAUGGGGAACCUGAAUGGAGUGGUCAAUAGCUGGCCGCAGAGCACGUUCUUGGGCCAAGGCCAGGAAAUGGGACCUGGGUCUGGAUGAAAGUUACGAUGCAUUUGUGAAUAUCGCGGGAAUUUCAAAAGUCUGCAAUCCUUUGGCGGGUCUGCAUUAUGGAUCUCAUGACGGGCGUCUUCGGUGCACUAGAUGGUUUGGCUGGUUGAUCUGGCGUCGCAAGGACUAACGAUAUACUGGAUACCCGAAGUGUGCACAUGGUGGGGUACGCUCAAUGCGACUUUAACAGUAGUGUUUGGCAUUUGCGACUUUGUAUGAUAGUUUUAUUAAUGACUACUAAUAGCUAAUGGGUGGUAACGGUCGGUGAUCGGUUGAAGGGUGGCGGAGGAAAAUCACACUGGUAUUCAUGAAUCUAGGUAUCAAUAAAAAGCAUGAUAUCCACAAUCGGUUUCUCGCGCCAUUCGUCUUGACGAUGUUCUUGAACACAGGUAAAUUCUUGAUGCUGGAGGUCUCUUCAGGCCGUCUUCCAACUUGGACUGAGGAGACGAGACUUUUCGAGGAUUCUGAUGUUUUUAGAAUAAUGAAAGUCGGUGGCUUGGGCAGUCCUGUGCAGGGACACGGUACCUCCCAUGAGCUGGACUGACAAUGGAAAGAAAGCAUGAAAUGGGUGUCAAGCCAGGCUGUAUAAUAGCGACCUAAAGUACCAUUGCUGAUAACCAGCGUCUUCUAGCCAAUCAGAGAAUAAAGAAAACACUUUGCUACUAAACAAUGAUAAGAUUACUGACGCG
Cadophora gregata is the source of this 4152-nucleotide messenger RNA. RefSeq lists its product as uncharacterized. NCBI's taxonomy places the organism in Eukaryota, Fungi, Ascomycota, Leotiomycetes, Helotiales, Ploettnerulaceae. Gene Ontology annotation, biological process: DNA-templated transcription; regulation of DNA-templated transcription. The record is from RefSeq and is a predicted model, not a curated record. The coding region runs from base 542 to 3454 and encodes 970 amino acids. Gene Ontology annotation, molecular function: DNA binding; DNA-binding transcription factor activity, RNA polymerase II-specific; zinc ion binding. The transcript has 4 exons.